Exserohilum turcica Et28A is the source of this 476-nucleotide messenger RNA. RefSeq lists its product as uncharacterized. The coding region runs from base 79 to 324 and encodes 81 amino acids. The transcript has a single exon. The record is from RefSeq and is a predicted model, not a curated record. Lineage: Eukaryota; Fungi; Ascomycota; Dothideomycetes; Pleosporales; Pleosporaceae.
GUAGUAGUCGUUGUGGUUGGAUUGAGUGAGACAGGACUUGACGUAUGACGUGGGACGGUGAAAGUUGGCGUAUUGAGAAUGGAGAAGUUGGCUAAGUCAUUCCUCAACUGCAUUGCUAUUCCGGUCCAAGGAAGUCUCGAGAUGGUUCUGUGCCGGUUUGGGGCUAACCUGGUAAUGCCGUCUAUGCCAUGCAAGCGCUUUCUCGCAGCGAAAGGAUUGAUUGCAAGGCUUGCAAUGAAAGGCCUCUGUAUGAGUGCACGAGGCCAGCUGCUGCUGUUGAAACGCGUCAUUGCUACCGAAAUGGCGAUUGCAGGGGGAGUGUGAGUUGAGUGUAGAUGGUUGUAAAUUUGGAUUCUUGACCAGGCAUAACAGCAGCCGUGAUUUAAGUGCUAAGCUUGGGCUUAAACGAGACGUAGUGAGAGACGUUUGCCGACGCUGUGUAACAAAGGCUUUGUUUGCAUCAACCCAGUGGCGCA